Messenger RNA from Lotus japonicus, 1332 nucleotides. RefSeq lists its product as uncharacterized. Lineage: Eukaryota; Viridiplantae; Streptophyta; Magnoliopsida; Fabales; Fabaceae. The transcript has 4 exons. The record is from RefSeq and is a predicted model, not a curated record. The coding region runs from base 1 to 1332 and encodes 443 amino acids. Gene Ontology annotation, molecular function: protein binding.
AUGGUAAACGGCGGUGCUGACCUCGUUGGGAGCCCCUGGUUUUCACUUACAGGCUUAGAAUUUCUUGUUGUACAAAAGUACAUGAAAGAGGUUAGGCGUCUGGUCGCCAGUGAAGAACAGGGCGGAAUUGCUUCCGCUCUGAAACUUUUAGACGAAACUUUGCUCAUCUCUCCAAGUCUGGACCAGGCGCUUGAACUGAGGGCCAGGUUACUGCUGCAUCUGGGUCGGUUCAAGGAGGUAGCCGACAUGCUCGAGGACCACAUUCCGAGUGUGAAAAUGGUGAACGAGGACCCUGUUUCAGUCUCUUCUUCUUCUAGUAGCUCUUCCCAGAACCUUUCGAGGGAAGGAGUGAAACUCCUCUCGUCCCCUGAUUUGCCGGUCUGGUAUCCGAGUUUCAACUGCUCCCCCGUCUCCAACCUCAAGAAGAAGGUCAUGGCAGACAAAAUUUGUGUUGUUUGCAGAUAUUUGGUUCUGGGUGUAGCAUGCGGCCAUUUAGGCCUACUUGAAGAUGCGGUGUUUCUUCUCCAAAAAGGGAAACGCCUUGCCAGUGCGACGUUCCGGCAAGAGAGCUUGUGUGGGUCCGAUGACAGUGAAAGUGUCGCUCAGCUCCUCCACGGCAUCAAGUCCCUCAUCCGCCACCGCGCAGGUGCUCUCGCUGCUCUCAACUCUGGCCUCUACUCGGAGGCUAUCCGCUUAUUCUCGAAAAUCUUCAACGACCACCGCACUGCCCCACAAGCAUUCCUUGCAGAAUGCUACAUGCAGAGGGCCUCGGCAUAUUGUUCUGCAGGUCGUAUUGCAGAUUCCAUCGCGGAUUGUAACCGCACGCUGGUUCUCGACUGCAAUUGUAUCCAAGCCCUAGAAACCAGAGCGUCUCAUUUUGAAUCCAUUUGUUGCUGGCAGGAUUCUCUCCACGAUCUGGAACACGUGAAACUAUUGUACAACUUCAUCUUGCGAGAUAGUAAGCUUCCUGGUCCGUUGUGGAAGCGCUGCAAUGUGUGUUACAGGGAGAUUCCGGGGAAACUCUGCGCCCUCACCGUGAAGAUUCAAGAAAUGAGACAGAGGCUGGCUUCAGGGGAUAUUGGAAAUGUUGAUUACUAUGCAUUGUUCAGGGUGCGACGUGGGUGUUCUCUAUGGGAGCUGGAGGGGGCUUAUGUGUUGCUGAAUCAGCGGCACGACCCUACUAGAGCGACGGGAUUCAUUGACAGAUGCGAGCUUGUGGACAAACAUGAUGUUGCGUCAAUGAAGGUGAAAGCGAAAAUGUCAGCGUUCUUGUUGUAUAGGUUGAUUCAGAGUGGUUACACGAGCAUCAAGGGAACAAUUUUGGAAAAAUAA